GCCGUGGAGUACGAACGUGCCAGUGCGUCUCUCGAUUCUCUCGAUCUCUCGUUACAUUUGUGUGCCGUAUUCCUGUGAAUGUUUUGUGUCGAAUGUGUCCCUGAUAUUCUCAUCAAUAUUCCAUUCACUGCGCGUUUUAUGCGGCGUUCAACGUAUUUAUUCGACAUACUUACGACCAGUGACUAGUGAAACUUUUGACAGGCCACAUUGGACUUGGAACGAUGCAACACCUGCCAGUCUUUUAGUGGACUUAUUUAAAAGAAAGGGUGGUUAACCAGAGAUUCCUGGACUCGAGGUCUCCCAACCACGGAUAUUUGGAGCUCCAAGCGCGCACUGACGCUCCAAGGGAGAAAGGAAAGACAAUGUGCAGAAAGGCAUCGCAGAAUUCGUGAUCGAAUCGCACGAUAAUGUGUCGAAGUUCGCGGAAGGUUUUCUGUCGAGACGAAAGGUGCGAACUGUUAAAAUCGGCGAGGUGAUUCCUCGUGUAUCGAAGUAUGUCUUCCUGAGGAAAGCGAGGAAUCACAGAGACAAAGAUGUGCUGCUCGGGUGGUCCUGGUGGCAUCAGACUGACCAGGUGCGGCGUCGUUUGCGGCAUCGCGGCGCUCGCGGCUCUCGGCACGGCGCUUUUAGGCCCUGCAUGGCUUCACACCGAGGAGAAGUUGCAACUUCCGUAUUUGCCGCGCAGUUACGCGAAUAUCGUGAGUGUACGCUUCAAGCUGGGUCUCUUCAGGGUCUGUCCAAUAAUCGUGAAGCCUGCCAACGUAACACUCCAUAUUCCUGUACCAUCCUGUACCUACGUCAAGUACAGUAGCUUGGAGGAUGUCAGGCCCCAGGAGUUAGGAUUCCCUCUGCUAGAAUUCACCCCCACAGUGGUCUCGAAAAUAAGGAUUUCCGCGCCAUUUCAAGUAGUCGCUGGAGCACUGCUCCUUGCCGCCACCAUCUCAGCUUUAAUUGGUCAUUGUUACUCUGACCAUAGAACUCUCGUCGCCUGUGGACUAUUCCUUCUCAGUGGGCUCUCGCUUGGUGGUGGCCUGAUAGUCCUGGCAUCGGCGUUAUCCGACGCAUCGCUAGAAUUACCAGGAAAAUACAGUUUGCCCUCUACGUCGAGCAUGCAGACGGACGAUAGCACUCUACCGCAGUACCAAUACGGUUGGUGUCUUCAGUUGUCGGGGUUGGCUUUGAUCUUGGCGGAAGUGGCGGCUGUUUUAACAAUGUCUGGGUACAUGGCUCGCUUCUCCACCGUCGAAGAGAUGGUGAGAGUUAUGGUACCAGGGGCCGAGAGAAAGCUAAGGGAACAAAGAGGUCUCAGUUCGGAGUACCUAGUAAGAGCUCAUCAAAAAUCACCUGGACCAUCGCAAGCUAGGGAUUUUGGGCAACCUGCAAAAACUCCCCAAAGAGUUGUCGAAGAGGGGACGUCCCUUUUGUGCAAGUCUGCGCCAGACAUCUGCGCAUCGAAUCCUCAAGCCAUCAGCUACGUUGAUAAGGCAGACCUUGCUCACGUUUUACCAGCGUAUCCAGAUGCGAAGAACGCGGAACCCCGGUAUACGUUUGGCGAUAAAUCGGAAGCCAGUGUUAUCGACUCACGGUUAAGCGGCUUCGCCGAUAAGGAAGGGUUGAUCGACUCGAGGAUUCUGUCGGACUCGCGACAGAAUAUGAUCGCUUUUACCGAAAGCAAGGAGCACACCGUCGGUCAGGAGCCGCGGUACACCGAAUUUUCUCCCAGAACUACAGAACAGAAUGUCGUUGAUUCGAGGUUAAGUGGUUUCGCUGAAAAGGAAGGUCUCCUCGACUCGAGACUCAGUGUUUACGGUGAAAAGAACGAGUCGUUGCUGGACACUCCGUUCGGUUACGACACACGCUUCAACAGUUUGGCUGGUCAGACUGUGCCCAUCACCCUGAAGAAUCAGAACACGUCUGUUUCGGCGAUCCAGUCGCAGUACAUCUAUCAAAAUUUUGGAACGAUACACUCUGGGAUUUUGAGGGUGUCGGAGCCGGGGACAAGUUCAAGUUCAAACUCGAGUCAGCGAAGCAUGACACUCCAGAAUCCAAAAAGAAAGUCACAGAUCGCGCAAAACACCUUCAGCACGAUGGAGUGCGAGAAAAGGAAACGAGGACCUGGAAUUGCCGGUAAGGCAGGAUUUUACACUGGUAGCGCGGUAUGACCACCACCACCUCCUCCGACGCCAAGGUAACUGGAAGAGGAGGAGACGCCACUCUAAUUUCAUAUACAAAGAACUAGUGGCGUUGAACUCUGUAUGUCGGAGGAAUGUAUCCAGAUGCAUGGAAAGACGAAAUCUGUUUUAUCGUAUGCUGUAGUGAAGAUUUAUACCGCAUCUGUCGUCGAUAAGACAGAGAAUGACAGAAAACUUGUUACCAUAUUAGGUGGUAACUACCAUACCUACCAUCGAAAAUAUAGUACUCAGUGGACAUAUUAUCCAUGUCUGUGCAGGCAAUUGAUGUUUCUCAUGUGAGUAGACUCAUCACGAGACAAUCUUGUUCGAACGUUAGAGAGAGAACCUGUACAUAAAUUACCGCUAUCUAGGUUAAAAACGAACUAUGUGCAAGAGAUGGAAUCGAAGCGAAUUCUCGACAAUUUCAGAACUCUUCGAGGGACGUGUGACGUAGUUGUAAGACCAUACAUGUUAAUCGAUAAAAUAAAGACACAGGAAUUCGUGGUAGCGUACAUACUAUAGGCUUAGCGUUAAGCGACAUAGGCAACGUAUCGUAAAAAGGUUAAAGUAUAGGGUCGAUUUUAUUAAAAAAUUUAUACCGUUUACGUGUCAAUCCGUGAACUCCUUGCCUCUAGAAGAGCUAGUCGAUCUUUCUUUGAACUUUUGCACGGAUAAACGACAGGGUUCGACUCGUUCAGGUAUCUAGAACGACAUUCAGUUGAUCCACUGACCUGUCCUCAGUUGUGGACGACUAAAUUCGAUAUACUCGGUAUGAUAUCCGAUUCCCAACGUCACUUCCAGAUUCGCCAGUCGGCGCACUGAGCAAAUACGUAAGCACCUAUGGAAAGUAGAUCAACUGACACCGAAACUUGCACCUCGCUGUUAAAUUUAACCUCCAUUAAUCACGUAAUCGCGUUUCAACUACAUAACCAAUCAUAAAUCGAGCGGAGCUAUAAGUCGAAGAGGGAUAAUAAUGUAGUCGAUAUGCUGUAAUAUACUCGGUGAUCGGUAUAGUCACGAAUACUUAAUGGCGCGUGAACACGUCUGACCAUUUUCGGGAAAGGUGGAAUGCCGUGAGUUACGAGCGAGAAUUCGAUCAGCCGUUUGACGAACCGUGUGAAAGAUUUUACCAUAGACACCUAUCAUCGACGUAAGCACGAUCGGAGGAGGAGAGAAUAGUACAAAUUUAAUUUUAAUGUUACAUUAUCAUUAGUGCUCGUCGUCGAUUUGAUUCUCUACGUUACAUCGAUAUCAACACUUUGUGAGAACAAAUUGGGGGAUUCUCUCUUCCAUGGAUCGUUUCCUUAACUUUUUAACUGCGUUCGACGUAUUUAUUCGUCAUAUAGAAUGGAAGUUACAAGUCAAUGUCAUUUGGUGGUAUGUUUUCUUUAUAUUACCAAUAGAACUGCUAUAUGUUUCAUAAGAAAACGAAUGAUUAUCUCUUUUGUUUAUUCGCAUGCUCAACAACUGGUACUUGUUUUUAAAAAUACCACGUUGUAGUCAACUGAAUUUCUUCAAUUUUUCUUGUUAGUGAAACUUAUUAUUUUUUGCCAAUUUUUAAAUUUCUAACAAAUAACAACAUUUUCAACGAUGAAUUGUGCGAUAAAAUUUAUUUCUUCCUGAUUUUAUUUUACGUUUUCAGUAAAAUUUAUAAUACAAAUUCGCAGUUAAAGGGUUAAAUCGUCACCAAUGUAUGACAAAGUCUUUCGACACGUUCGUCAAUCGUGGACAUAUCAGGAACGAAAGCGUUUUAAACUCAACUGCCACGGAGUUGUCGUGACUUCAACUUUCUUCCUCGUUUGCGUCGCGUACGUUUUCCCCCUGCCAAGGUGUACUGCAAGGGUUGAGAAUAUUUUAAGGUCUCAGAGCACCCCCAAGCCAAUCCUGACGGAAAGGUUUCACUUACGAAUCGGAUCGUACGUUGUUGUGUAUGUAACUUUGCAACUUAUUAAUAUCUAAAGAUCGUAGGUGAGUGUAAUAAAACGUUUCUUUUCU
Hylaeus volcanicus is the source of this 4166-nucleotide messenger RNA. RefSeq lists its product as uncharacterized. The record is from RefSeq and is a predicted model, not a curated record. Gene Ontology annotation, biological process: neurotransmitter receptor transport, postsynaptic endosome to lysosome; regulation of AMPA receptor activity; transmission of nerve impulse. The coding region runs from base 534 to 2162 and encodes 542 amino acids. NCBI's taxonomy places the organism in Eukaryota, Metazoa, Arthropoda, Insecta, Hymenoptera, Colletidae. Gene Ontology annotation, cellular component: postsynaptic density membrane; AMPA glutamate receptor complex. Gene Ontology annotation, molecular function: channel regulator activity; voltage-gated calcium channel activity. The transcript is spliced from 7 exons.